AUGCCCCGGCUCCUCUUCAUCGCCUCCAUCGGCAACAAAGCACCCCUCCGCCGAACCCGUCAUUCAGCAGGCCACCUCCUCCUAGACGCAGUAGCUCCCCUUCUCCCAAAAUCCCUCCCAGACACAGACUUCCACCAAACAUGGUACAGCCCAACCUACAUGAACGUAACGGGGCCGAAACUCGUGCGCGCCCUUGAGCAAUGGGCAGUCUCCCAGAACGAAAUUCUUCAAGCGAAAGGGAUCUCUCCACCUUCUACAGGUACUUCUCCAACAUCAACCGACGCAAACACAUCCUUCCCCACAACACUUGUCAUUCUCCACGACGAACUCGAAUCCCCACUCGGUAAAGUCCGCAUUAAACGUGGUGGACCUGAGUCUGCUAGUUUGCGUGGGCACCGCGGGUUGAUUAGUAUCUGUGAGACGUUGCGCGGGAAGGGAUUGUACCCUGCGCGCCGUGGUGCGAAGAUCGAUUUGUCGAUUCUGAGGAUUGGGGUUGGGAUUGGGAGGCCUGAUAGUCGGGAGAAGAAUGCUGUGUCGGAUUAUGUGCUCGCGAAUGUUUCGUCGGCUGAAUUGGCGGCUUAUCAUCGGGCUGCGGAGCCUGUUGUGAAGGUUUUGGCCGAGGAGCUUUAUCGGGUUUAG
Messenger RNA from Penicillium antarcticum, 639 nucleotides. Its product is annotated as aminoacyl-tRNA hydrolase. The transcript has a single exon. Gene Ontology annotation, molecular function: peptidyl-tRNA hydrolase activity. The record is from RefSeq and is a predicted model, not a curated record. The coding region runs from base 1 to 639 and encodes 212 amino acids. NCBI's taxonomy places the organism in Eukaryota, Fungi, Ascomycota, Eurotiomycetes, Eurotiales, Aspergillaceae.